Molecule: messenger RNA, 5050 nt
Organism: Bradysia coprophila
Lineage: Eukaryota; Metazoa; Arthropoda; Insecta; Diptera; Sciaridae
Biological process (GO): synapse organization
Cellular component (GO): neuron projection membrane
Source: RefSeq, a predicted model, not a curated record
UUGAUUCUUGUUGAUACACACACGGAAAAAUAUCCUUUUUGUGGUUUUUCCGUUCGAAGCGAAUGGCAUAGUAUGUUAUCAACAGUGGACUGGUGAUGUUACGUAAAUUAAGGCGGUUUCACUGUAACGGUUUUUCUGAUGCAUAGUUUUCAAAGCAAACUUAUUUGAUCAGAAUGUCUAUGAUUUUGCUGGACAAGUGACCACAAAGAAAGCACACACACAAAGUUGUUUCUGCCAGUUGUAAUUUAUUCAGCAAGAAAUUGCUCGUUCUUUUCAUGCUGUUUGUUUAUCCAACGUCUUUUGCCGACGACAUAAUAUAAUAUGUAAGCAACACAAAACAUUAUUAUGACGGGAAUAUAUUUGUCAUUAUAAUAAGAUUUGGUGAUAAGAGUGAAAAAGUGACAUAAAUUUUCAUAAUAGGAUUAAUAUUAUCAGUAAUUUACAUAAGAAGGAUACAAAAACACUUGUGAAUUCGCGAGAAAAGGGAAGAAUGUUGAAGGGGUGUCUUGCUUUGGAAUAAAAAAGACUGCUGUUUUUAACCAAGCAACAUAAAUCAUUUGCAACUAGACGCUUUACAACAACAACAACAAAGGCGAGAGAAAAAAGUUAACUCAUUUACUGUGUGCAUGAGUCAACCACAAUACGAAAACUACCGCAAAUAAAACAAAAAAAAUAGAAAGUGAAAACAUGUCAAAUAAGCCAGAGAAAUGUGCCACAAUAAUUGACAAGCAUAAAUAAUAAUACCCUGGAAAAUGCGAAAAAUUUAUUUGUUUCACAUUGUGCAUUUAUUAUUACAUAGUUGUCGUAUUAUAAUGGGAAAUCAAGCACAAAACAAUCGAAACGAUAACAAUGGAAUUGAACGGAUUGCAGACAAAUUGCAAGAAACUGCAAUGAUUGUUUCUGGUAAUUCGAUUAAAACGAAUGAUGAUGGAAAUGUUGGCACCGAAAUACAAAGCUAUGUUGAUGGUACAGUGGAAAGUGUUACCGACUACACACUGCCACGUCCGACAUCUACAUUCUCAACGUACUUAAACACUCUUACAGUAGAUAGUACAGCAUUAAUUAACGUAACAACUGUGGCACCAAAUAAAGUAGUAACCAAACAGCCACAGAAUUCACCGAAAAAACACUUACCGAAAAUUCAACGUACUGAUGCACCAAUGUUGAACUACAUUUUCGAUUCAAUAUCAUCGGCAAACAAACAUCAUCACCACGACCACAGAUAUGGACCACAUUUUGAAGAUAUUUCCAGUGCAGGAAAUGUAACAAACAUUACAGUGCAAGUUGGUAGUGCUGUUUAUCUUAAUUGCCGAAUCAGUUUAUUGCAAGAUAAGACGGUAUCUUGGGUGCGACGGAAGAGCGGAGAAACCCAUUUGGAUCUGUUGACUGUUGGAAUGCACACAUACAGUGGUGACACUCGAUAUAAAAUGGAAUUCCAGUAUCCGAACAAUUGGAAACUGAAGAUUGAAUCAACCGUUAAAGAAGACGAGGGAUCUUAUUUUUGUCAAAUAUCGACACAUCCACCACGAGUAAUACAAAAGAAUUUAUAUGUCAAUGAUCCAAAAGUAUUAAUCAUCGACGAAAAAGGUAUUCCAUUACAAGAUAAAUAUUAUGAAGUCGAUUCAACAAUGCAAUUAUCCUGCAUCGUUCGUCAUGUGGCCAUGUCAACGUCUGUGGUUUAUUGGAGUCAUGGUGAUCGUAUACUAAACUAUGAUACGAACCGUGGCGGAGUAAGCGUUAAAACAGAAAUAAUGGAAAAAGGUGCAAACUCUACAUUGCUCAUAGCAAAAAUAAAUAAAUCAGACAGCGGGAAUUAUUCCUGUUCCAUACCAAAUUCAACGCAUGAUUUCACUGUUUUGGUACAUGUCUUGAAUGGAGAAAGCUUCGCGGAAUUACAUCACGGCAACUCUUGUAAAGUUAUCGCUACCGGAACUAGAAUAUUUCUAUUAUUUAUUGUUGUGAAUUUAAUUUUAUGGGAGCUGAAUAGGUAACUGAAUUAUUGAGUUUUCUGUUCUAUACGUUUUUUCUUUCUUCUGUGUUUGCGUUUAUGCUUUCCAUUUAUUGUAUACUGACUAAGGAAAGCGAAACAAAUGUAAUAAAAAAAGAAUCUAAUUAAUUAUGUUGAUGGAAUGCAUAGCAGUCGGAUACGAUGCAAGGAUAUAAUACAGUUAAGUCUUUAUAUAAACUAAUAAAAAAUAAAAAUAAAUAAAAAUAGGAAAGGAAAUUCGUAUUAUAGUUAUAACAACUAAGUAAAUUUAAAUAAAACAUUUUAACUUUUGUUCAUGUUUAUGGCAGUGAUGGGAUAAUUUUAUAUUCGUUUUCGAUAGUAAAAUUUGUUUAAUAUGGUGCACAGUUACAACAGCUAUAACAACAUCUCAAUCAGGAUAGACAGAAUAAAAAAGAAAAUCUUUUAUUUUUCAAAUUGCUGACACGUACGUUUUAUGUUUAAAUGUGUAAAAAGUUUGUUUACUCGCUUCGAUCUCGUUUCCAAGGGUGGCUGCGAAACGUGGCUGCUCAUUUGUUAUGUCAGGACCAGGGUUGUAUGCGCUAAACACGUUUUCGUUACACGAACAAAUCCAAGAUUUGAACGAAACCGGUCUCUGCCACUGUUUCGAACUAUGAGAUUUUAACACCUUACGAUGCUUUGCAUUCAAUAAUUUAAUAUUGAUCUUCAAAAAUGCUACAUCUCUUUAGGCCAUGCCAACAGUGGGAAGGAAAUGACUAAAGAAGCAGGUCAUACCCUUUUGCAUGUACAAGUCUAGCGAAUCAUAAAUGAAAUGAAAGUUGUCUUUCGCAUCAUCUCAUCACUGCAUCUGCUAACACAUGCGGAUCUCGUGGUGCAGCGACCACGACGCUGGUUUAAGCGAACAAAUCACAUACCAUACCAGCGUUGUAUGCGUAAACGUCUGGUUGUAUAUUGAAAUACCGAAUAUUUGAGUCGUGAAACUGGGCAAUGCAUGUGAAUUAGCGAUAUUUAGGAAGCGCUAAUCGCAAUACCACAUGCUUAACGUGACCACGCCAUCUAAGUAUUUUACACUCUGAAGGAUUUUUUGAAUAUUGCGCCUUAGUACCUAUAGCAGUGCUAAACCUACUAAAGCGCAGUAGGAGUAGAAUACCGGCAGCUUCCAACAAUGUGCACAACCAUACCAGAUUUUUAUGAAUCGAUUCAACCAGCUGUGUAUUUGUGUACAUGUGACAACCGAUUUUUUUUCUGGCCUGGUUGAGGCUCGAACCACCGACAACUCAAUCGUAUAUUGGAAAGCAGACAUGCUAACCAUUACGCCAUUGAGUUGCCGUUGAGAGCGAUAACGACUAGUGACGCUAAUACAACCCUGGUUAGUACGUUAGUCAUCACAAUGCCAAUGUCUUACAUUCAUUCGUUUCUUAGAUAUUCGAACUGUGUAACUUAUAAAAUUUGAUUUUAGUUUUCUAAAUAGAAAUUGACUAUUCGCUGAUGAUAUUUGCCUUUGUUGGUAUAGGAAGUCUGAUUGCAUUCAGGAACCGCGCUCGUUAUUUAACGGAAACAGAAGAUGCAAUUUGGAAAUGUUACGUGAAACAGCAGUGAAUAUUGCGGCAAAAGAUUUAGAUUCAUUUUAUUAUCCAAAGCGACUGCACACAAAAAGGAAAUCCUUUAUAAAAUGUCAAGAAUUUAUAACAAAAAAUGUUUCACUGAAAUUCCCGCCUCAUUGUAAAUUAACACAUUCUAGGCGACAUCUUGGUAUGUUAGCUCCAAUAUAUGGAGAUUUUCCAUCCGUUCACACUACGCUUCAUAUGAUACAAGUAUAUCCUACAUUUAUGUGAACUGCAAACAUUUCGAUAUUAUAAGCAUAGCUCAAGGAAUUUAAUUUUGUAAAAUGUAAAAAAUAGGUUUGAAUUUCAAACAGCCAGGAGCAUUGAGCACCUCAAAGUGCCACCGUGUUAUCAAUAUCUUUUUUUUAUUCCACUUUGUCCCACACAUUCACAUCUUGUGACUCAAACACCAUUUGAAUGUGUGGAACAAAGUAGACUAAUAAAAUUAAGAGAUUUAAUAACACGGCGGAACUUUGAGGUGGUCAUGAUCGUAUGAAAUACUUAUUUCUUUAAGUCUUUGUCUAAAAGCGUUUGUGAUGAAUAGUGAACAACUUAACGAACUCCUAAACAGUGACUGGGCGUGACAGCUGUCAAAAUAAAGGGCUGAGGUAUAAAGUUACAGUUACCUGCCUGUAUGAACACCAGUAAAACACAGUAUAGAUUCCAUUCGAAAUCUCGCUGUUUGAAAUUAAGUGGCCGUAUGGCAUACCUGUGGGGAUGUCUAUGCCUAGCAACCGUUUCCUUAAGACGAAAUUCGACUUUCCAAAUUCUUAUCAGUUUCAUAUACUGCCGAGAUCAUGGGCCACGGCAUUUUGUGGGUAGAGAAGAAAAUAGAAUACGAUUGCCGUAAUACCGCUCCAGAAAAAGAACUGGUCGCGAAUCAUUUUCAAAAUUUAGCAUUGAAUUUCCUCUACAUUUUACUUCAGUUUUUUUUACAACUAAUUUCAUUAACCAUUUUGACUAUGCGAAGUAGCCGUGACAUGCAUUAGCUUGCCAAUUAUAUAAGUCGACAUUCAAGUGUUUCCAACCACAGCAGUUGCCUUUGAAGUAUUUUUUUUAAAUAAUUUUUUAAUUUUUCUCUAUUAAUACUUCGUCUGCAAAGUAGGUGUAUGUUUAAUGUUUAUUAGCUCUUGUUAAUAGCAGGUCUUCAAUUCUCCACACGCAAAACGGUUGAAGCAAAAAAAUUCAUUCCAGUUGAGCUGCACUCUGCACUAACUAGAUUACACUUUUAAUUUUCUCGGAAAUUUUAUGUUAAUUUUCAUUCCGUGCUGUUGUAACAAGGGGGUGUGGGGUUUACGUUGAAAAGUAUGUAACAGGUAAAAUUAUAAUGAAAAAGAGAUCUUAGAUGUUAUUAAAAAUAACAAAACAACAAAAUAGUUAAAAAAAAAUAUUUUACUAGAGUUAAAAGAUGUGUUGGAACAAAAUAUAAAAAUAUAUUUAAACAACAAUAAACAAGAAAAACUAAUUAUAAUAUUAAAAA